Messenger RNA from Ochlerotatus camptorhynchus, 2054 nucleotides. It is a transcript of the gene asun, whose product is annotated as integrator complex subunit 13 asun. The coding region runs from base 25 to 2019 and encodes 664 amino acids. The transcript is spliced from 2 exons. Gene Ontology annotation, cellular component: integrator complex. Gene Ontology annotation, biological process: centrosome localization; regulation of mitotic cell cycle. Lineage: Eukaryota; Metazoa; Arthropoda; Insecta; Diptera; Culicidae. The record is from RefSeq and is a predicted model, not a curated record.
UUUUCAUCCCGAAAGGCAACCAAAAUGAACGAAUUCAACCACAAAACCGUCUUCGUGUUGGACCACACGCCGUACUUUGGAAUCUCAUGCGAAUCGCCAAUCGAUUGCGACUUCAUAAAAAGCAAAAUUCCGAUACCGCCGAUCAGCAAAAGCCUCUGGACAUGUGCGGUGGAGGCUUCGGUGGAAUAUUGUCGCAUCGCCUGGGACUUGUUUCCCACGGGGAAGUUGAUCCGGUUCGUGGUCAGCGACACGGCUGCCCAUAUUGUCAACACCUGGAACGUUAGCACCCAAAGCUUGACGCACGUCAUGAAUGCCAUGUCGAUGGUGGGAGUUCCACCGCGGCAGACUCAAGCAAACGAUUAUUCCGUGAUACACGGACUAAGGGCGGCGAUUGAGGCACUGGCCGAACCGACCGACUUUCAGAAGGAGCAACUGGCUGGUAAGGAACAAACGGUGUUCAAUUUGGGACGGGUGAUUUGUAUCACCUCGGCGCGGGAUGAUGCCAGCAUGAAAAGUUUGGAGGAUAUAUUUCGGACGGUACUGGUGCAGCAGAAUACGAUUUCAGCCAACCACAAGGAAUAUCUGAACAUCGAUCGAUGUCACUUGGUCAUCAUCAAUCUGUAUCCGGCCAAUAUGGAAUCAAUGGUCAACAAUAGGAGUUUGAUUGAUAUCUCCCCGAUACUGAAAUCGGAAAUUCAUUCCAACAAAGCGAACAGGAUCUCCAACAAACUGACCCAUUUAAUCCUGCCACACUUUGACCUGGCAAGUACGACGGUAACGGGAAUUCCGAUGAAGGAAGAGCAAAAUGCCAGUUCCAGUGCGAACUACGACGUGGAGAUAUUUCAUGGCAGCAAAGCUCAUUCUGUGUUUUUGGGAACGGAACUGGUUCUUCCGCAUAGUUUAAAGGAGGGGUCCGAUUAUGAAACGGUGACGCUGAAGUGGUGCACACCGAGAAGCUGUGGAUCGUCUGAGAUGCAGCCCUGUUUGGCACAGUGUCGCGUUACGCCGGUGGAUGUAACGUCCCGACCCAGUUCCUGUCUUAUCAACUUCCUUCUGAACGGUCGCUCGGUGCUGCUGGAAAUGCCGAAAAAGUCCGGCGGCAAAAUCACCAGUCAUCUCCUGUCGGCUCACGGGGGAGAAAUUUUCAUACAUUCUUUGAACACCUCGAGAAGCUGUUUGGAAGAGCCGCCAUCGAUUUCCGAGGGCGGUGGAGGACGCGUCACCGAUUACCGAAUUAACGAUUUCGGUCAGUUGAUGCAACUGCAUCGCAUUGUUCCACUGAAGCCGAUCCCGGAGCGCUCGAUGGAUGACAAUUUGCUAAAGAUGCGAGCCAAACUAGCGAAAAAUUCCCGCUACUGGCCACUGACCUUAAGCACGACAGUUCUCUACAAUGUACGACAGUUUGUGGAACCGAUUCUGAUUCUGACGAACAAGCCGGAGUUAGCAGAGGAAGAUAUUCUGCAGUGUCAAAAAACGAUAUACCAGCUAGCCGCGCUGGAAGGUCGCCAGGAAUCACUUGCCCUCCCGAACAUGGGUCAUCGUUUAAAGGGCAACAAACGUGAGGAACAAUACCGACUUCUGUGGGCUGAACUGGAACUGAAUGUCAGCUCGAGUGGAACGUCUCCCGGUCAUAAGACGGUACAGAAGUGUAUCCGCGACUGCCGCAGUCGAGCUCCGAUUGAGAUUCAGGACAAGGACGAACCGAUCGAUGCCCACCGGGCUUCGGUAAUUCGUGCGACUACGGAUUCCCCCAUGUCACCGCCGCACUCGAUGGCAGUGGUGGAUAGUUCGGUUUCGGCACUGCUCGCCGGCUCCAGUCGGAGCAGUAAGAAAAUCCUCGGGGGCGGUACAAAGUCACUGUUCGAUAUGUUGGCCACUGCCGAGCGAACGCAAAGCCAAAAGCGAAUAGAUUUCAGCGGUAGACUUUGCACCCCGCAGGGACAAGUGGCUAAGCUGUAUCCCAAUAUGGGGAUGAAGGAAGAAGCGGCCGCACAGGCAAGACAAGCGGAUGUGAAGUGAGGUAAGACAGUUUCCUUCGGAUUUAAUUUAUGGUA